This is a messenger RNA of Histoplasma mississippiense, 1317 nucleotides long. RefSeq lists its product with no specific name. The transcript has 2 exons. Bases 1 to 1317 code for a protein of 438 amino acids. NCBI's taxonomy places the organism in Eukaryota, Fungi, Ascomycota, Eurotiomycetes, Onygenales, Ajellomycetaceae. Gene Ontology annotation, cellular component: endoplasmic reticulum palmitoyltransferase complex; extrinsic component of endoplasmic reticulum membrane. The record is from RefSeq and is a predicted model, not a curated record. Gene Ontology annotation, biological process: peptidyl-L-cysteine S-palmitoylation; protein targeting to membrane.
AUGCUGCUGCUUGUCACUAAGCCUGCCCCUAAGCCCUUUCCUCGGCUCCUGUUCUCGCCAAUCACCGCCCGCGGCCUCCUCCAGUUUUUCCCCCGACAACAUCAACCUCUCCUUGCAUCACAAACCCCUUGGGCCAUUCUCUCCUCUUGUCCGCAACAACCACGGCGUCCUACGCCAUACAACGCCCAGCCAAUCUAUCAUCGCGGCCGAUUGAAGAAGGGCCGUACACGGAUAUCCCGCUGGCUCUGGAAUCCCAUCAACUACGUUCCUCGUACAACUGUCGUCACCGCUCCACGACCUUCUCCAAUCUCCGACACUUCUCCUUAUAUCGAAUCGCAACGGGACGCUUAUCCCCUGCUGACCAUCCCGGAACAGCGUCGCAGUCGCCAGCAACCCAGUCCAACGAGCUUGCUGGUUGAGCGCAGUGCCGCGGAUACAGAGAGUGGACGCGCAAGUGUCGGGCUUCCUCCAGGUCAACGACGAAGCGGUGUGUGGGACAAAAAUAACAUGGGCAACGAUCCCGGGCAAAGUCCAGGAGCGAUACGAGGAGAUGCAGACAAUAUUCACAGACCAGAUCCUGCUCUAUUGCGGACCAAUGGGUUAAAUCCCAACCAUGUUGCUGGUGCCUAUCCGGAUCGCCCUCGAGAAGUACCGUCACAGCAUUCCUUACGGUCUCAGGCAUUUGCUUCCAUUCCCUCUACCAACGGAAACCACUCUUCAGGCGGUGGUGGUGGUGCGGAUGGUGAUGUCGCGGAGGAGCUAGCGUGGGGUCCCUCGCAUCCUUGUUUCCCACAUAUGAAUCCACAUGUCCCUGUCACAUCCGACGAAUAUCAGAACACCCGUAUCAUCCGCAUACGACGUGAUUGGAUGGUCAAGGGUGAUCUAGCGCCUACUUUUUCGAAUUUGUAUCCUGAAAUUCUUGACCCCAUUCUUCCUGAGCUUGAGUUCCGAACGGUUAUCGCAAAGAUAAACAAGGAACUUAUAUCUGCGUUUGACCCUUAUAGUGUACGCAACUGGCUUGAUGGUGCUAUUGGGCUAGUAACGGGCUGGGUCUGGGAUGACCUCGGUGUGACCGGCAUCAAGAGCCAUCUGAAGUCCAUCGAGCAGUGGCUUGAGCACUGGAAUGAGACUGUCGGCAGUACAGAAGGCGUGAAGAUCUGGAGUCUACGGAGCACGGGUUAUAUGUCUGUCGACAUCCAGAUUCCAGAUCCAAAAGUUGGCAUUGUCGAGACCGAUGCAGCAUCUGCUACUGACAUGAGACCAAACACUGCAGGGCGUAAUGCCGAAAACCACUUCCUCCCACCAUCGGAAGGCUGA